AUGAAGAUUUUACUUGAAUUUCAAGUGUUGCGGUCCCCAUGGAGCAUCCAGACACUCCGUAGAUUAUUCCACCAGCAUCACAAGACUUUUGCACCUUUGAAUUUCUCAUAUUAUGAAGCUAUCAGUCGUUGUGAACAGGAAGUGCCCGAGUACUUCAAUUUUGCAAGUGAUGUGCUGGACAAGUGGUCUCAAAUAGAAAAGGAACGAAAGGGACCAUCAAAUCCAGCUCUGUGGUGGAUAAAUGGAAAAGGAGAUGAAAUUAAAUGGAGCUUUGAAGAGCUGGGCCUCCUGUCCCAAAAAGUGGCCAACGUGCUCUCUGGGCCGUGCAGUCUGCAAAGAGGAGACAGAGUUCUAGUGAUUCUACCCCGAAUCCCAGAGUGGUGGCUGCUGAAUGUGGCUUGUAUGCGAACAGGUGUUAUCAUCAUCCCAGGGACAACACAACUGACAGCACAAGACAUUUGCUAUAGAUUGCUGGCUUCCAAGGCUAAGUGCAUUAUUACAACUGAUGCGCUUGCUCCUGCAGUGGACUCAGUUGCAUCCAAGUGCCAGUUUCUGAAAAUGAAGCUAAUUGUAUCUGAAAGCAGCAGGGCCAAGUGGCUGAACUUCAGUGAUUUGCUCAAGGCUGCCCCUGCUGUCCAUAACUGCGUGAAGACAAAAAGCCAGGAUCCAAUGGCAAUCUAUUUUACCAGUGGUGCCACAGGCUCCCCCAAAAUGGUUGAACAUUCCCAUGGAAGCUUUGGUCUGGGGUUUUUUCUCUGUGGAAGAUACUGGAUGAAUUUGACUCCUUCAGACAUCAUGUGGAACAUGUCAGACACUGGUUGGGUAAAGGCAGCUAUUGGGAGCGUUUUUGGUCCGUGGUUCCAGGGCACGUGUGUUUUUGUACAUGCCAUGCCACAGUUUGAUCCAAGAGCAAUCUUAAAUACCUUGUGCAGAUAUCCAGUGACCACUCUGUGCAGCGCCCCAACUGCCUACCGCAUGUUGGUACAGCAUGACCUCACCAGGUAUGCAUUCAAGACACUGAAGCACUGUUUGACUGGAGGGGAACCACUCAACCCAGAAGUGAUGGCACAGUGGAAAAGCCAAACAGGACUGACUAUCUAUGAAGGCUACGGCCAAACUGAAAUUGGAAUGAUAUGUGCAAAUAUGAAAGGAAUGAAAAUUAAGCCAGGUUCCUUUGGAAAGGCAGCUCCCCCCUGCGAUGUUCAGAUUAUAGAUGAAAAUGGCAGUGUUCUGCCUCCUGGGAAAGAAGGAGAUAUUGCUAUCAAAAUGGAUGCCAAGCGGCCGUUUACUUUUUUCACUCGAUACCUGGAUGAUCCAGUGAAAACUGCCGCCACAAUCCGUGGGAACUUCUAUAUCACUGGAGACAGAGGGAGCGUGGAUGAGGAUGGAUAUAUAUGGUUUAUGGGGAGAUCUGAUGACGUCAUCAUCUCCUCUGGGUAUCGUAUCGGACCAUUUGAAAUAGAGAGUGCCCUGAUACAGCACCCAGCUGUCAUUGAGUCGGCUGUUGUCAGCAGCCCAGAUCCCAUCAGAGGAGAGGUGGUAAAAGCUUUUGUGGUCUUGUCUCCUUCCUUUAAGUCACAAGAUCCAAAGAAACUGGCCUGUGAAUUGCAAGAUCAUGUCAAGAAAGUCACUGCUCCAUACAAGUACCCCAGAAAGAUUGAAUUUGUCCAGCAGCUGCCAAAGACAAUCACUGGGAAAAUCAGACGGAAUGAACUGAGGAACAAGGAGUGGGCACAGAUUUAG
Messenger RNA from Nipponia nippon (crested ibis), 1743 nucleotides. RefSeq names its product acyl-coenzyme A synthetase ACSM4, mitochondrial-like. NCBI's taxonomy places the organism in Eukaryota, Metazoa, Chordata, Aves, Pelecaniformes, Threskiornithidae. The record is from RefSeq and is a predicted model, not a curated record. Gene Ontology annotation, cellular component: mitochondrial matrix. Gene Ontology annotation, molecular function: fatty acid ligase activity; fatty-acyl-CoA synthase activity. Gene Ontology annotation, biological process: acyl-CoA metabolic process; fatty acid biosynthetic process.